Messenger RNA from Priapulus caudatus, 2083 nucleotides. Its product is annotated as glutamate receptor 4-like. The coding region runs from base 77 to 1723 and encodes 548 amino acids. The transcript is spliced from 9 exons. Gene Ontology annotation, cellular component: postsynaptic membrane; plasma membrane. The record is from RefSeq and is a predicted model, not a curated record. NCBI's taxonomy places the organism in Eukaryota, Metazoa, Priapulida, Priapulimorpha, Priapulimorphida, Priapulidae. Gene Ontology annotation, biological process: synaptic transmission, glutamatergic; modulation of chemical synaptic transmission. Gene Ontology annotation, molecular function: glutamate-gated receptor activity; transmitter-gated monoatomic ion channel activity involved in regulation of postsynaptic membrane potential.
CCUCAAACUCGCGCAGUUUCAACAUCACGGAGCCAACCUCACCCGCUUUCAGCUCAUCGACAAGAAAAGCGAGGCUAUGCGAAUCUUUUUCGAGCAGGACAAAUGGAAAUAUCUUGAUAGAACUUUCUGGAUAGGCGCCGGAAACACGCGCAUAUCGUACGCAUCCGCGCUCAUGUACGAUACCGUGAAAGUCAUAAUAGAGGCUUACACGGAAAUGAUACGUCAGAAACCGGAGAGGUUUCAGAAAAACUUCCGACGCAACGAGAUGUAUAAUCAGGACAGUAAGGGAAUCUACUGUCGUAGGUCGGAGGUGAUUCCGUGGGAGAGAGGCGAGAAAAUCCUCAGGUUCUUAAAAAAUGUAACAAUUCCUAACGGGCUGACAGGACCUAUACAGUUUGAUUCGAAAGGACGGCGGACAAAUUACCACUUGGACGUUUGGGAAUUUACGCUAAAAGAUAAUAUGGAUUUAAGAGAUCCACCUUACCUUACGGUGGACGAAGAGAAGCUCACUGCCUCGGGCAAUGAACGCUACACUGGCUUCUGCAUGGACCUUGUAAAGAGGGUAGCCAGCAAGAUUAAUUUCAAAUUCAAAGUAGAGGUCGUGAAAGAUGGAACGUACGGAAAGGCUUCCGGCGAUGGAACGUGGAGCGGCAUGAUCGGAGAGUUGAUUCGUGACGAAGCCGAUCUGGCGGUGGCGCCGCUGACGAUAACGUCGGCACGGGAACGCGUCAUCGACUUCUCGAAGCCGUUCAUGAAUCUCGGCAUCAGCAUCAUGAUAAAAAAACCGGAGAAGCAGAAGCCUGGCGUGUUCUCGUUUAUGAACCCGCUCUCCUACAAGAUCUGGAUGUGCAUUAUAUUCGCCUUGAUCGGCGUCAGCAUAGUUCUGUUUCUCGUGUCGCGCUUUAAUCCGUACGAAUGGCGCGUGGAAUACGUCGGCAACCAGCCGGUGGCCGUCAACGACUUUAAUAUUUCAAAUAGCCUGUGGUUUUCCCUGGGUGCCUUUAUGCAGCAAGGAUGUGAUAUUUCCCCAAGGUUGACGUCAAAACUAGGGGUUUACCAAACAAUGUGGCAGUACAUGGAGACGCAAAAACCAUCGGUGUUUGUCUUCAAGAACAGCGAGGGAGUCAAACGCGUGCGCCAGUCGAAAGGCAAGUACGCGUUUUUGCUGGAGUCGACUACGAACGACUACAUCAAUAACCGCAAGCCGUGCGACACGAUGAAAGUCGGAGAGAACUUAGACUCUAAAGGCUACGGCAUAGCGACUCCGCUCCGCUCAGAUUUAAGGGAGCAGAUCACGUGGGCCGUACUGAAGCUGCGGGAGGACGGGGAGCUGCAGACGAUGGAGAACACGUGGUGGUACGACAAGGGCGAGUGCGGUGGCGCCGACACGAAGGACGCGUCACAGAGCGAGCUGACGCUCUCAAACGUCGCCGGCAUCUUCUAUAUCCUCAUAGGCGGUCUCGUCCUUUCCAUGAUCACGGCCGUGCUCGAGUUUUUCUACAGAUCGCGCGUUGAGGCCCGCCAGAAUAAGCAAAGCCUAACGUCAGCCAUGCGGCAAAAGAUGCGCAUGUCCAUUGAAGGAAACCCAGAAGGCGAAAAUGGCAGGAUUUCCACAACGGUGAGCGACGCACCGAACUACUUCGGCAGUCCCUCGCAAAUGGUCAGUGCGGAUGGAAUGCCCGAUACAAUGCCAUACCACGGGUAUACUCACACACAAGUAUAGAGUCCUGUCGUCAAUGCAAUACGGAUGAACACGAAGCAUCGCAGUUACCUGACAGAUACGAAAGAAUACAGAAAGCUUAGUUAAAGUAAAGAAAAGUGAGAAGCCAAAAAUUGGAGAUUAGAAUAAAACGAAGAAGAAAAAUAAGAAGAUAACGUGAAAUAAUAUCACGGAGAAUAAGAUCGAGAUCGCGAAGGCGAAGAAUGAGAUUAUGAAAGAGUAGGGUGACGAAAAAAUGAAAAGAUAAGUUGAAGAAUAGGCAUAUAAAUUGAUGAUGAAACAGACGAGGUGGAGGAAGAAGAAGGGGAAGACGAAAAAUAAGAUGAAGAAGAAGAAUAAGAAAGGAGAAGAAAGGAGGAGAAA